Molecule: messenger RNA, 1780 nt
Organism: Coccinella septempunctata (seven-spotted ladybird)
Lineage: Eukaryota; Metazoa; Arthropoda; Insecta; Coleoptera; Coccinellidae
Product: serine/threonine-protein kinase 32A
Exons: 11
Coding region: 154-1692 (512 amino acids)
Biological process (GO): G protein-coupled receptor signaling pathway; regulation of signal transduction; protein phosphorylation
Molecular function (GO): G protein-coupled receptor binding; G protein-coupled receptor kinase activity; ATP binding
Source: RefSeq, a predicted model, not a curated record
GUUCUGUCUUCGCGCUGGUAAGAGCAGGGUGCACGCCCUUCCAACUGUAACACACGUGUUUGUGGAGAAACAGACUUGCAUCUAAAUCAUCGCUAAAGCGGAUGGAAAAAUGGAACUCAUCAAACUGAAGAUUAAUUGAAAAACUUGUACAAAAUGGGGGCCAAUCAAUCUGCUAGGAAUGAGAAGAGCUUCUAUGGGGAGGAAGUGAACUUCGAUCAUUUUCAAAUACUGAGAGCCAUUGGAAAAGGAAGUUUCGGCAAGGUAUGCAUCGUGCAGAAGAAGGAUACGAAACAGAUGUUCGCAAUGAAGUAUAUGAACAAACAUCAAUGUAUAGAAAGGGAUGCUUUGAAGAACGUCCUUCGUGAAGUGGAAAUAUUGACAAGGCUCGAACAUCCAUUCCUCGUGAAUAUUUGGUUCUCUUUCCAAGAUGAGGAAGAUCUCUUCAUGGUCACAGACCUGCUGCUGGGUGGAGAUCUAAGAUAUCAUAUUCAACAAGCUGUACACUUCUCGGAAGAUGGCGUGAAACUUAUGGUUUACGAGUUGGGUUUAGCCCUCGAUUAUCUACAAUCUAAAAAAAUUAUUCAUAGAGACAUCAAGCCUGAUAAUAUACUUCUGGAUGAGAUAGGCCAUUUCCACAUAACUGACUUCAAUAUAGCCACAGUACUGGAAGAUAAUCAUCUUGCCACUUCAAUGUCGGGAACAAAGCCAUAUAUUGCUCCGGAGAUUUUCGAUUGUGCAAUGGAAUUAUGCGUCGGAUACUCGUACGCUGUUGACUGGUGGUCCCUAGGAGUUGUUGCUUUUGAAAUGCUGAGAGGAUCAAGACCUUUCGACAUUCAUUCAAAUACAUCGAUACAAGAGGUGCGAAUUCUAUUUCAAAUGGGGGUUGAAUAUCCUCGCGUUUGGAGCGAGUCGAUGGUGGAUUUGAUAUCGAAGCUCAUCUGCAUAAGUCCUGGAUUGAGAAUAUCAAACAUAGUUGAACUGAAGCAAGUGAAGUGCCUGCAGAAAUAUGACACGGAUGCUGUACUUGAGAGGCUUUAUCAUCCUUCAUUUCAACCUCCGAAAGACCACCUCAACUGUGAUCCCACAUUCGAAUUAGAAGAGAUGAUAAUAGAAACGAAACCAUUGCAUAAAAAGAAGAAAAGGCUGGCCAAGCAGAGAUCUAUUCGUGAAAUUCAAAACCCCGCUAGCCUAGAAUUGGUAAGGUCUAUGCCCAUUUCACAUAGUGAAAGUAAUAUGGCACUUAUUUUCAACCGACUUCAGAGGAUUUUCUGUGACACGGAAUCACCUAUGGAAUCCCCGUUCUCUAUUAUUCCGGAUUUCAAAAUUUAUAACAGGUAUCAUGAGAUGGAGCGAAAGCUGAGGGAGGAAAAGGAGCAGGCUUGGGAGAAAGAACUGCAGAACGCAAUGGACUCGUCGGACCCGCUAACGGGUUCGCCUCCUGGAGAUGAUUCGACCGAAUCCAGAGGCUGCUCCAGCAAAUCACAAGAAUUUGAUCGUCACGGUCCCACGGGAACCGGGAAACAGGACUCAUCUAACGAACCGAGAAAUAAACUGCUGUCGAACAAUGGACAGUUGUUGCAGAUACCAGAAAAGGAAGAGAUCGAGGGAAAUGAAGUUCAGAAUAAGUUGCAGAAUCUCGAUUUUAUCGAUAGGACUCCCUCGCCCAACGAGAAGAGUACGACAAAUCAGUAGAGCUUUAAUUUUAUAGAUACCCUUUCUAUAAACGACCAAUCGUAAUAUUAUAUAGGAGAAUAAUCUAUGAUUAAAUUCUAUUUUUGUA